ACCCGAGGGGUGCACAUGGGCCUGGUCAUGGAGCGUCGGGGGCCAUACUCGCGGGGGCUGCACAAGGCGGGGGUUGGUGAACACGGCUGCUGGUACUACUUGCGCUACUUCUUCCUCUUCGUCUCACUCAUCCAGUUCCUUAUCAUCCUUGGCCUCGUGCUUUUCAUGGUGUAUGGCAACGUGCAUGGUGGCACUGAGUCCAACCUGCAGGCCACCGAGCGCCGGGCCGACGUCCUCUAUGGCCAGGUCGUGGGGCUCACAGCCACCCAGACCAACCUGACCAAGGAGCUCAACCUCACCACCCGUGCCAAGGAGGCCAUCAUGCAGCUUCUGCUGAAUGCCCGCCGUGACCUGGACCGCAUAAACGCCAGCUUCCGCCAGUGCCAGGCUGACCGGGCCAUCUACCUGAACAACGAGCGAUACAUGGCUGCCAUCAUCUUGAGUGAGAAGCAAUGCAAGGAGCAUCUCAAGGGGAACAACAACAGCUGCAAUGCUUUGCUCCUCAUGCUGGGCCAGAAGGCCAAGACGCUGGAGGUGGAACUAGAAAAGGAGAAGGCCGUGUGCGCUAAAGACAAGGAGGCCCUGGUGUUGGGCAAGCGGGUGGUGGAGGAGCAGCUGGUCGAGUGCGGGAAGACCCAGGGGCAGCUGCAGCAAGAAAAGCGCAUUGCGGAGGAGCGACUACGGAAGGUGGAAGCCCUCUGCCUCCGGUGGGACAAGGAUAAGUUUGAGACGGACCUGCGGAACAUCUGGAGGGAUUCCAUAAUCCCACGUACCCUGGACUCCCUGGGUUACAGUCCCUACCACCCCUUCACUGGGGAGAUGGCCUCCAUCCGCAGGACCUGUGACCACAUGCCUGAACUCAUGAACACCAAGGUGGCAGAGCUGGCCCGCAGUCUGAGAGUAGACAUCCAGCGCGUGGCCAGCGAGAAUGCGGACCUCCAGCGCCAGAAGCUGGAGGCUGAGCACGGCCUGCAGGCCAGUCAGGAGGCCAAGGAGAAAAUAGAGAAAGAGGCCCAAGCCCGAGAGGCCAAGCUCCAAGCCGAAUGUGCCCGGCAGACCCAGCUAGCUCUGGAGGAGAAGGCGACUCUGCGAAAGGAAAGAGACAACCUGGCCAAGGAGCUGGAGGAGAAGAAGAAGGAGGCGGAGCAGCUGAAGAUGCAGUUGGCCAUCAGCAACUCAGCCCUGGACACCUGCAUCAGGGCCAAGUCGCAGCCGAUGCCCUUUCCCUUGCCAAGACCUGUGGGCUCUCCCCUCAACCCUCCACCCAUUGACCCAGCUAGCCUGGAGGAAUUCAAGAAGAAGAUCCUGGAGUCCCAGCGGCCCCCUGCAAGCCAUGUGGUAGCCCCAUCCAGUGGCUGAGGAGACUCCAGGCCUCGAGGACCAAGGGGGCCCCCGACUUGAUGGUGCAGCAAAAUGCUCACGGUGCCGACACAGCCCUCCUGCCGUCUGCGAGCCCAGGCCGUAGGUGGACAAGCUUCCCACUCACUGCACCAAAGACCUCCCCACCCCCACCACCACACUCAGUGCUGUCUCACAGCCCCACCCCCACACCACACAACCACCGACAGCUGAUGUCCAGAGUGACAAUGUCAUUCACAGGCAUGGCGACAGUAUCACACAGCAAGGGUGACAAUGUCACCUCCAGACACGUGAUGGCAUCACCCACAGACACAGUGAUGACCAUGUCACACAGAGACAUGGUGAUAACAUCACAUGCAGUGACAAUGUCACAGACACGACAACAUCGCACAUGGUGAUGACAUCACACACGGCAACAUUACACAGACUCAGUGACAAUGUCACAUAUACACAGUGACAAUGUCACCCACAGACACAGCAAUGAUGUCACACACAGACAUGACAAUGUCACACAUGGUGACAUCACAGAGUGACAUCACACACAGAUUCAGUGAUAACACUACACAGAGACAUGGUGUCAACAUCGCACACACAGUAGCGAUAUUACACACAGAUAUGGCAUCAGUGUAACAGACACAGCGUCUGUGUCGCAGAGUGACAAUGUCCCUUCACACCCGCUUUUUUUAUUCACCUAGUGUCACCUCCCCAUGCACAUGGCCAAGCCCCCCGCCAUGGCCCCCACCCUGUCUGCACACCUCAUACCCCACCCCCAUCCCCUACUGCCUGAUCUCCAGAAGCUUCCUCACACCCGCAGGGCUGGGCAGUGAGAACAGGAAGACAUUAGCUGCUGUCCCCACUUGAUGGUUUCCAGGCCCCUUCACAGGGGGCGCCUGUCCAGGAGUGGGAGGAGCCCCUCCUCCCUGCCCCUAAAUGCCCAGAGAGGGAAGUUGUCCCCAUUAUUCCUCCUACCCCCAGCCCUGCCCCAUAUAAAUGUUACUGGCACUUAAUAAAUGUUAGCAAUCCCUUUAAAGACCUCAGAGCCCUGAUUUCUUCUUUGAAAAGAGACCAUGUGGCUGUGAGCCACAAAAAAAACUAGAAAGAAGAUGAGAACUGAACCCAACCUCCCUCUCAACUUCCCCAGGCCACUAGAUCCCUCACCAAGAACAAACGUGGGGACAACACCAGGAUCCCCCAAGAUCCUCCGCUGGCAAGAUAAUAGCUCAUAAGCAUUUAAUGAAAUGCCUACAAAGCAUAGCCUUGGGACAGCUCUGAUUGCUGUUAAAUUGAGGAUUUCUCUUCAAAAGCAGGUUGCCGUUUGAAAAUGAUUUGUAGCUUUGGUUUCUGCAGGAUUGCAAAGAAUCUUCCAGGUGUUGACAGUGAUUACAGAGGUACAACAGCCUGCAAAGAAUUGCAGGAACUCCUGAUCUCCAAAAUGAUUCCAGGAGCAAUAUCACGAAAGUCCCUGGCCAUUGUUUUGUUUCGUUUUGUUGGUUGGUUUGUUUUGUUUUGUUUUUGCAGCAAGAAAAGACAAAGGCUGUCAACCUUAGGGACACUUCGACUUAUCUGUAUCACUGAACUAGCCAGUGUUGUUGUUGUUGUUUGCUGCUGACGAGCCAGUCCCCAACAAAACGAGACGCUGUCCGGUUCUGCGCCAUCCCCGAUUGGCGUCAAUCAGACCGUUAAGAUGCACAGGGUUUUCAUUGGCUGAUUUUCAAGAGUCGAUCACUAAGCCUUUCUCCCUAGUCUGUCUUAGUCUGGAAGCUCCACUGAAACCUGUUCAGCAUCAUAUCAACAUGCAAGCCUCCACUGACAGAUGGGUGAUGGUUGUGCACGCGGCGCGUUGGCCAGAAAUCAAACCCGGGUCUCCCACGUGGGAUGCUAAGAUUCUACCACUGAACCACCACUGCCUCAUAAAUCAGCCAAUAGCCAGGGAAAUACAAAUGAAAGGAACACAGAAAAUCACACUGCACCCAGCAGACCCUAGGAAAAAAUUAUAAAAAGCCAUAAUGCCUAUUGCUGGUGAAGUUGCAGAGAAAAGGGCAUUUUCCUACAGGCCUCCUAGAAAUGC
Loxodonta africana (African savanna elephant) is the source of this 3427-nucleotide messenger RNA. RefSeq names its product plasmalemma vesicle associated protein (gene PLVAP). The record is from RefSeq and is a predicted model, not a curated record. The transcript is spliced from 6 exons. The coding region runs from base 16 to 1359 and encodes 447 amino acids. Gene Ontology annotation, biological process: positive regulation of cellular extravasation; regulation of vascular permeability. NCBI's taxonomy places the organism in Eukaryota, Metazoa, Chordata, Mammalia, Proboscidea, Elephantidae.